This is a messenger RNA of Nelumbo nucifera (sacred lotus), 2814 nucleotides long. Its product is annotated as amino acid transporter AVT6A-like. Gene Ontology annotation, biological process: amino acid transmembrane transport. NCBI's taxonomy places the organism in Eukaryota, Viridiplantae, Streptophyta, Magnoliopsida, Proteales, Nelumbonaceae. Gene Ontology annotation, molecular function: L-amino acid transmembrane transporter activity. Gene Ontology annotation, cellular component: membrane. The record is from RefSeq and is a predicted model, not a curated record.
UUCUCUGUUGUCUCUCUCGAGUUUCCUUUUGAUGGCUUUUUAGGGUUUUCGACGUCGACGGAGACAUCUUUGUUUCGUCGGGUCCGGUAAAAAUCGAUCAAUUGACCUUGAAUUACAGUUCGAAACGAAGAGAGACGACAAAUUCGAGGUCACUUUAAUCCAUUGCGUGGAAAAGUGACGUUUAUGUUUCAUCAAAUCGUAGAUGAGAACCGUAGAACGUAAACAAUACGUGAGGCUCUUUUCUGAGGUCUUUAUAUCACGAAAGGAAAGGGGAGGUCUUGAAGGAAGGGUUCAGAAUCAAUUCUCUUCCCUUUUCCUGGUUCCCCAUCUCGUUCGUGGUUUGUGCUGGAUUUUGCAUUAAAGAUGUUGGUUAUAACCGUUUUGGUUAAAGAAUUUGUUGUUUUUCCAAGUUUUAUUACCAUCUCUUCGUUUCCUGGUUUCGGGAAUUCUUAUUCGUAAUCCCUGGGUUUGCUCUAGGAUCUUUCGACUGCACUAUUUCGAGACUGCGAGCUGAUUCCGAAGUAGUUCAGAUCUUCGGAUUAUUUGAUCUCUGUUGUUUGAUGGUUAGGGAGCAAUAGGCCUUAACAAGAUUUGGAUUUUGAACGGUUUGGGGUUUUUUCAGUUCCAAGUGUCGAACUUCCGCUUGCCAAUUCUUUCAAACCAAUCCACUCAAACUCUGAGCCAUUCUCGUCUAUAAUUCAAACCUAAAUUUCGAUCUUCCGUUUUGAUUCAUGGUACUUCGAGUUCUAGAGUUUAGAUUUAGAAGCUUGUUCCAACUUCCAACUAAGCAUUUCUGAUACUUUGCAGCUUUAAGCACAAUAGAUAGCGAUUGAACUUGGUUUUUGGGCUAGAUUUCUAGCUUUCUAGGUUAAAUUCUUCCGCGGUUCUGAGUUAAGCCUUCUAUAUAGUUCCUUCUCUCCGUAAAAGUUCCUUCUUUUUAAAAUUCUUUUUUGUAAAUUCCAAAAAUUCUUGUAAAUACUAAUUCUGUUGGGAAACCUACAUCAAUAAAAUGACUAUUGCAAACUUUGCCGCGGUGAAGGAGAAGAGAUCAUCACGAAAGAACAAACAGGUUAUUGACGAAAAAGCUCCUUUGUUGCCGAGAAGACAAGAUGAAGAUUUUGAGUUCCAUGAAUUUAAUGGAGCUUCCUUUGGCGGGGCUGUAUUUAAUCUAUCAACCACCAUCGUUGGUGCUGGAAUCAUGGCUUUGCCUGCGACCAUGAAAAUUUUAGGUCUUGGCGCAGGAAUAGCUUUGAUCAUCUUCAUGGCGUUCCUUACGGAGGCUUCCAUUGAGAUGUUGCUCCGUUUCAGCAAAGCAGGGAAGACAGUUUCAUAUGGAGGAGUUAUGGGAGACUCCUUUGGGAAGAUUGGUAGGAUGCUGUUGCAGAUGUGUGUUGUCAUCAACAACGUUGGAGUGCUUAUCGUGUACAUGAUUAUUAUUGGUGAUGUGCUCUCUGGAACAUCUGCAAGUGGAGUUCACCAUUCUGGUCUCUUGGAAGGCUGGUUUGGAGCACACUGGUGGAAUAGUCGCGCCUUUAUUCUGCUCGUCACAACUCUUGGUAUAUUUGCUCCAUUGGCAUGCUUUAAGCGUGUAGAUUCAUUGAGAUACACAUCUGCCUUAUCAGUCGCACUUGCUAUCGCAUUUGUUGUUAUUACUGUGGGAAUCACGAUUGUCAAGUUGAUAAGUGGAAGUAUUGCAAUGCCCAGGUGGCUUCCUAAUGUUACUGAUAUGACGUCAUUCUGGAAACUCUUCACCGUGGUUCCUGUCCUUGUCACAGCAUACAUCUGCCAUUAUAAUGUGCACACAAUCGACAAUGAACUUGAAGACUCUUCCCAGAUCCAACCAAUUGUGCGAACUUCACUUGCGCUGUGUUCAACUGUGUACAUAACAACGAGCUUCUUUGGGUUCCUCCUUUUUGGUGAGUCAACCCUUGAUGAUGUCCUUGCAAACUUUGAUACCAAUCUUGGUAUCCCAUACAGCUCAGUGCUCAACGAUGCAGUCCGCGUUAGCUAUGUCAUCCACCUCAUGCUUGUUUUCCCCAUCAUCUUCUUUGCUUUGCGGCUCAACUUGGAUGGCCUCCUUUUUCCCUCUGCCAGGCCUUUGGUUUUGGACAACCAAAGAUUUGCACUGAUCAGCAUAGGUCUCAUUUCUCUCAUCUUCUUGGGUUCAAAUUUUAUACCUAGCAUUUGGGAUGCCUUCCAGUUCACUGGAGCAACAGCUGCUGUGUGUAUAGGGUUCAUCUUUCCUGCUGCCAUCGCUCUCAGGGACCCUCAUGGCAUAGCAACAAAGAAGGACAAGUUCUUGUCUGUUUUCAUGAUUGUUCUUGCGGUUUUCUCGAAUGUGGUGGCCAUAUAUAGUGAUGCCUAUGCUAUGUUCAAGAGGAACUCGUCACCACGUGCCUGAUAGCUUCCCCUGUUCGAUUGAACUUUCGGUGGUCAGGACUCAGGAGAGUAAACGUGGACGGUGGACCGGUGAUAUGCACAGAAAGAACUAAGAAUAGCAAGAUCAAUUGGAAUCCAAUAGAAAAUCAGAGUUUUCUGGGAUGGUUUGAUCGGUUCAAAUUACAAGAAAACUCAACUCAAUAGUUAAGUUGGGUUGCUCUGCUGGUCUAAAAGAGAAUAAAUUCUUGUACUGCUCUUUGAGUUUGAUAUGUAGAGGUGUGUUGAUUCAGGAUUGCGUUAGAUUCAAACGUCUCUUUUUCAAUGUAAAUGUCGUGUGCAAUAAAUGUAAAUGCUUUUCUUUUUUUUUUGAAAACUUGGUGAGCAUUGUUUUUUUUCCGGUGAAUAUGAAUAUAUGAUGAUGAUAGCUCAAAACUA